Molecule: messenger RNA, 1669 nt
Organism: Ilyonectria robusta
Lineage: Eukaryota; Fungi; Ascomycota; Sordariomycetes; Hypocreales; Nectriaceae
Product: lipoic acid synthetase
Exons: 2
Coding region: 160-1404 (414 amino acids)
Biological process (GO): lipoate biosynthetic process
Cellular component (GO): mitochondrion
Molecular function (GO): lipoate synthase activity; 4 iron, 4 sulfur cluster binding
Source: RefSeq, a predicted model, not a curated record
GCCGUCUGGGCGGGUCGCAUCGGCGUCGCUCCCCAACUUUUUGCAUUGGAAGCUGCAGCCAUCUUUUGCUCACCUCCAUCCCUGUCCGAACAUCCCACCUUCAACACAAUAUCUCCUUGUCGAGCCUCCUGCCGUCCUUGAUUGCUCGGCGACAGCAUCAUGGCGUCGAUGGCCCCCUCUCUCAAACGGGCUCAGGCCCCCCUCCGACGAGCCCUGAGCGCGACCUCUUCCCCCGCCAUUCGGUCUUUCGCUACCAUCCCCUCCGACCCCAAAGAAGCCGGCAAGCCGAGACGGAAGACGUACUUCAAGGACACCGCAGUUGGAUCAUUUUCCGACUUUGUGUCCACUAAUUCAGCUGCGCAGCCCCUUUCACCCACCGAGGCCUUUUCUCUUAGAACCGCCGAGGUCGGCCCUGAGGGCAGGAAGAAGACGAUUACGCGACUGCCAGAGUGGCUCAAGACGCCGAUCCCUGCCGGAAACGACAACUUCAAGAGCAUCAAGAAGGACCUCCGAGGACUGGGCCUGCACACCGUUUGUGAGGAAGCUCGAUGUCCCAACAUAUCCGAAUGCUGGGGUGGCUCCGAUAAGAGUGCCGCGACCGCCACCAUCAUGUUGAUGGGCGACACGUGCACCCGAGGAUGCCGCUUCUGCAGCGUCAAGACCAACCGUACACCUGGCCCGUUGGAUCCCCACGAACCCGAGAACACUGCAGAGGCUCUGGCUAGAUGGGGACUGGGUUACGUCGUCUUGACGAGCGUCGACCGAGACGAUCUUGCAGACGGUGGUGCGAGGCAUUUCGCCGAGACCAUUCGGAGGAUCAAGCAGAAGAAGCCGACCUUGCUUGUUGAGGCAUUGACCGGUGACUUCCGCGGCGAUUUGGACAUGGUGGCCACUGUGGCGGAGAGCGGGCUUGACGUCUAUGCGCACAAUGUCGAGACUGUCGAGGACCUGACUCCGUAUGUGCGAGACCGAAGGGCUACCUUCAGACAGAGCUUGGCUGUUUUGAAGCACGUCAAGGAUGUGAAGGGUAAGGAGGGAAUCAUCACCAAGACGAGUAUCAUGCUCGGUCUUGGCGAGCAGGAGCAUGAACUCCAAGCGGCGCUUGAAGAACUCCGAAAGGUCGAUGUUGAUGUCGUCACCUUUGGUCAAUACAUGCGACCAACCAAGCGUCAUCUCAAGGUCGAGAAGUAUGUCACUCCCGACGAAUUCGAGAUGUGGCGUAAGCGAGCCCUCGAUAUGGGCUUCCUGUACUGUGCCAGCGGACCCCUUGUGCGCUCAUCGUACAAGGCCGGUGAGUCCUUCAUCGAGAAUGUCUUGCGGAAGCGAUCGGGCGAGAAGGGCAUGGCGUCUGGGGCUCUGGGCCAGGCAGUUGCUCUCGACUCAGAGAACCGGUCGACGAUUUGAACUGUAGACGGUUUUUCUUUCUCACACAUUCUCUUGAUGUUUAAGCACCAGUAAUCGCUGUAUAAUGGGGUUAUGAACACGGCGGUGGCCGCACGGAUGGCGUUGAAAAUUGGACUUGGAUUGGAUGAUGCGAUCUCAACAUAGAAGCAGUGGUCUUCAACAAGGACCCUGCGCAAACUUACAACUCACUAUAUAACACUGAAACAAUAAACGUAAACCAUCACUUCCCGGCCAUGGGUUGAGAUCGCUUGUUCUCACAACUUCC